AUGGAACAGUCGGUGGACGCUCUGCGGCAGCUUGCCGAUAAGUGCGUCUCUGCCAGAGGGAAAUAUGGAAUCCAGGACGUUACUACUCAAGGCCUGCUGUUGCUCUUGCAACUUAAAGAAGAAAGCCGCAAGCUUGCAUUUCGGGCCGAGGAUCAGCGGGAGGAAACCUGCAAAUUCAAGAAUCGGCUGGAGCAGGCUCACCUACAGCUUCAAAACCUCCUUUAUGAAAAGGAGUACUACGAGAAAGAAAUUCACGAAUGCCAGAACUUCAGAUUUAAGCACCCUGACAGCGCGAUUGGCUUGGUGUCAACAGAGCAGUUUCUCCAGUCUGCCAGUCUUGAUGUGCUGGCUCAGAUUGGAGAUGAUGCACACAAGCUUAUGCUUGAACGCCUCCACGACGAGCUUAACCAGCGCAAAGCCAUGGUGUCCCAGCUUGAGGAGUUGCGCAAAGCACGGGCGGUGACGAGACAGGAGGUCGAGAAGCGUAAACGCACGCUUGACGAUCUUCAACAGCAGCUCCAGGGCUUAGAGGAUACAGCGAAGCCGCUGCAAACUAUCCUUGCGCCGCACCUAUCGCUGCGGGGCUUUGCACGCAGCGCAGACCUCCUGCCGCUGCCGUUGUACAUCGUGUAUUCGCAGCUGGCCGCAGUGCGGGAGGCCCUGGGUAUGCCGAUACGCGUCGCCAUCCUGGGCUCUUAUCUGGAAGCAGAGAGCUUUGCUAAGUCCCAAACCUUAGAUCCUGCUGAGGGCGGCCCCGACGCUGGGCAAGGCCCUGGUGUUCCAGUAACAGCAGCAUUGCCAUCCGGUGACGAUCUGUACAAGGUGCACCCGCUGAGCGUGCUGCUUGAAGUCCAGCGCGAAAACAAUGGGCGCUUGCAAACCAUUAUCAGCGUCAAGUUCCAGUUCCUUGUGCGCGAUGAUAACGUGCUUCUAGCAGCGCUUUUUCCUGGCGAUGAUGGCUCGGCCACAGCGUACGAGAGCUUGGCGCAGCUCCAGGGCGGUACGUUCAAAUACGACACAUCACGGCCGGCAAAGCCAUACAGGUGGUGCCAACACUUGGCGGGUCUAGACUUCGCGCCUCCAUUACCGCUGGCAACGCAGCUUCAAGGGGGUCAGGGCGGCUCGGAAGCUUCGGCAGGUGUGCUGGAGGGCCUUGAUUUGUACAGGCGGCAGCAGCGUGUCAUCCAUGUGAUUGAGCGGCUCCGCGCGGUGAAGACGGGGGAUGAGGCCCUGAAGAAAAUCCUGGCUGCCUUGGAUAGAGCGCCAAACCCGCCGAACCUAAGGCAGUACCCCAAGCUACCUGUUACCAGCAUUAUCAGCGUGGAGGAAAUUAAGACUUUGGCCCCCACUUCAGCAAAUGCAACCAUGGGCGCGCUACCAUCGCAUAUUCGUGUGGAUACAGUUGCCGAAGACGGUGAGGUGGGCCGGCGCGGCAGCCGGCCCACCACCCCUGGAAAUGAGAGCGCCGCAACAUCUGGGCUCGAUGGCGCAGCCGGCGAUGGUGCAGCUGAUGGCACCGGGGCACCUGCACCUAGUGGUUUAGGUGCCGGGCGCUUAGCCUUUAAAGCUGCGGGCAGGAUGGCAGCUGCGGUCAUGGAGCCGGCAGAGGACGGCGAGGCUGCUGAGGAGGGCGAGGCGCGCGGUGGGGAUCAUGAGGAUGGAGAGGAUGUCGAAUACGAGGAGGAAGGGGGUGCCGCCGCGGACGAGCUUGUUGCGAGGUACUUGCUUUCCGACAUCCUCGCGGCAGAAGGCGGCGCCACCGGGGGACCUGCCGGUGGAAGUCCAGGCACGACAAUGACGGCACCAAAGCCAGUGUCCCGCAUGUAUCGGAUUGUUUUGCGACACAAAUCGUUGGAAUGCGAGGUGCUGGCGCGUCUGUUCCUUGAAUACCCGCUUCGCCCGCCGUUACUCCUCGUUAAAGGAGUGCGGGAGGCUGGGCGCGACCGGCGGGGGCAGCCACGGCCAGUGGAAGAUGUAAACCUGGUGGCGUGGCUGGAAGCUGAGGUGGGUUGUGUGUCUGCAUGGUGUGCCGAGAACCGUGGUGACUGA
Volvox carteri f. nagariensis is the source of this 2049-nucleotide messenger RNA. RefSeq lists its product as uncharacterized. Gene Ontology annotation, cellular component: THO complex part of transcription export complex. NCBI's taxonomy places the organism in Eukaryota, Viridiplantae, Chlorophyta, Chlorophyceae, Chlamydomonadales, Volvocaceae. The record is from RefSeq and is a predicted model, not a curated record. Gene Ontology annotation, molecular function: mRNA binding. The coding region runs from base 1 to 2049 and encodes 682 amino acids. The transcript has 7 exons. Gene Ontology annotation, biological process: mRNA export from nucleus; positive regulation of DNA-templated transcription, elongation.